AUGUUAGCAUUGAGUUUGUGUCGCAAAUAUCAAUGGUCGGACAGUCCCAGUAUGGCAUACAUUAUAGCCGUUGCCAUACAAACAAUCACAAGACUAGCGCUUUGUUUUGUGUUUUUCGUUCACCGAUUGUCCGGUAUUACAACCAGUGGUUGGAUUUGGUUAUACCUAUUAUUGGACACUAUUUUAAUUGGUCUAUCAUUGGCUACAUAUGCUACUCAAGAUAUGCUACAAAACUAUGAAUUUAUACUCUAUUGUAUAAACUUUGCGCUAACUGUUUGUCUAUUAAUCUACUGUACAUUUGCCGAUCAAUUGUCACCAAAAAAUAGCAACAAUACUACAGACACUGAUCCUGACUUAUGGAUCAAACAUACUGUUUGUCCCAAAUCGGGCGCAUCCUAUGCAUCGCGUAUAACUUAUCAGUGGGUAAAUCGGCUACUAUUGAAAGGUUGGCUAAACAAGUCGCUAGUAUUUGAUGAUCUAUGGGCACUGCGCCGGGAGGACAGUACUCUCUAUAACUAUAAACGCUUUUUGAAACAAUGGUUACCAUUAUCAUCAUCAUCAUCAGCUAAACAUAUUAAUGAUUAA
Oppia nitens is the source of this 585-nucleotide messenger RNA. RefSeq names its product ATP-binding cassette sub-family C member 3-like. Bases 1 to 585 code for a protein of 194 amino acids. The record is from RefSeq and is a predicted model, not a curated record. The transcript has 2 exons. Lineage: Eukaryota; Metazoa; Arthropoda; Arachnida; Sarcoptiformes; Oppiidae.